Messenger RNA from Clonostachys solani, 1236 nucleotides. The record is from the annotation of a GenBank genome assembly. Lineage: Eukaryota; Fungi; Ascomycota; Sordariomycetes; Hypocreales; Bionectriaceae.
AUGCAAUUAUUGCAAAGUCUCGCUGUCGCCUUCUGGCUCUUUGGCUUCGUGCGAUGUGCUUUCCGCGACGACUUGAAGGCUGCUAUCGGCAUAACCGAACUGGACAUAGCCAAUACAAAUGACGAUCCGCCGUUUCGCUUUUGGCACAAAGCGAUUCCUGCACCCAAAAGUCAAAUGGAGCUCACGGAUUUAUACACUGAGGCGAGCAAAGCAUUUAACUGGCUCAGGACCCAGCCACAUGCGUUGACGGUGCAGAAGUCCGCAUUAGUAGCUGCAUUUUACGACCACAGAACUAAAAAGGUAUAUAUGUCGACCAUUCUCCGCGGCAAGCUUUUCAAUGAUUAUCUCGAUAAGGAGCUUGGCAAAUCCAUAGCUCCCCUUUGGUAUCAACUGCGAGGCACUGCUAGAAAAGCCGACGCAGAGAACGGUGCAUACUAUUACAGAGAGGAGAUGGGGCCACCAGUCUUAGAUCGCACCUAUGGAAACACGAAAACAGGCAUGCCGGAGGGCAGCAAGAUCGUGGUUUGGGGUGUGCACAAUGGGGAUCGCAAUACUCUCCCCAAAGAAAGCGGGAGACCACUGACUGUUUGUGAAAAAUGCCGAAUCCUCUCGUACAAAUUGGGUGUUGAGUUCGAAGACGCCGAGAUGAAGAGGUACCAACCUCCACCACCACCUCCCGACACCAAGAAGCCCGUAAGCGCCCCUCUGAACAAGGCCGAGGAGCGCCCUGCAACUCCUCCUCCCAAGGCCGCGGGCGACAAGGCACCGUCGUCCGGAGGCUCCUAUGGCGGCUCAGCCGUCGAUAAGGAGUGGAAUCAACAGGAGGAGAACAAGCUGCAGCAGUUGGAAAAAUCCAAGGCCAAGGAGCGCCCUGCAACUCCUCCUCCAAAGGCCGCGGGCGACAAGGCACCGUCGUCCGGAAGCUCCUAUGGCGGCUCAGCCGUCGAUAAGGAGUGGAACCAACAGGAGGAGGACAAGCUGCAGCGGUUGGAAAAGUCCAAGGGUGACAAGCCUUCUAAUAAGAGACCUGCGUCCCAGUCGCCCCCAGAUUCAGGGAAGCACAAACCCCAGGGGCCUACGUCGCCUUCCAAGACGCCUUCCAAGACGCCCGUGGCGUUGGUACACAGACCGGCUGAUGGCUUGGUCGCCGCUCUCCCAGACUUGUUCGCCGCUCUCCAGAACGAUUCGGUCGUCGCUCUCCAGAACGAUUCGGUCGUCGCUCUCCAGGACGAUUGA